Messenger RNA from Uloborus diversus, 711 nucleotides. RefSeq lists its product as uncharacterized. Lineage: Eukaryota; Metazoa; Arthropoda; Arachnida; Araneae; Uloboridae. Gene Ontology annotation, molecular function: DNA binding. Gene Ontology annotation, cellular component: nucleus. Bases 1 to 711 code for a protein of 236 amino acids. The transcript has a single exon. The record is from RefSeq and is a predicted model, not a curated record.
AUGUUUGAAAAAUACAAAUUUCAAAGCAAAGAUGUGUGGAAUACGGACGAAACUGGGGUGCAGACAGUUCAGCGACCAGGCAAAGUUAUUGCUGAGAAAGGAGUCCGUCAAGUUGCAAAAGCUACUUCUGCCGAGCGAGGACAAACCGUAACAAUUGCAACUGCUGUUAAGGCUAUUGGCAAUGCUCUCCCGCCACUUUUUAUUUUCCCUAGAGUAUUCUUUAAAGACUAUUUCAUAAAGGAAGGACCACAAGGGUGUAUUGGCACUGCAGACCCUUUCGGUUGGAUGACUGGGUCAUCGUUUCUCACUUUUAUUAGACACUUUCAUAGUCACGUAAAGUCAACACUUCAUCAACCUUACCUUUUAUUGCUAGACAAUCAUGAUUCCCACUUGUCUAUCCAAGUGUUAAACUUCUGUAAAGACAAUGGAAUAAUUUUGCUAUCUUUUCCUCCUCAUACUUCACAUCGCCUCCAGCUCCUAGAUGUAUCUGUUUAUGGACCAUUUAAAAGAUACUACUUUGCAGCUGUUGACAACUGGCUAGUUAGCAACCCUGGUAAAACCGUAACAAUUUAUGACAUUCCUAACCUGGUCAAUUGCGCCUUUCUAAAUGCUAUGACACCGAACAACAUAGUGGCAGGAUUUAAAGCUUCCGGGAUAGUCCCAUACAACCCAGAUGUUUUUACUGACGACGACUUCAAGCUUUGUAAAUGA